Oncorhynchus gorbuscha (pink salmon) is the source of this 4426-nucleotide messenger RNA. Its product is annotated as clathrin interactor 1-like. Gene Ontology annotation, biological process: endocytosis. Gene Ontology annotation, cellular component: endosome; clathrin vesicle coat; plasma membrane. Bases 133 to 2178 code for a protein of 681 amino acids. The record is from RefSeq and is a predicted model, not a curated record. The transcript has 12 exons. NCBI's taxonomy places the organism in Eukaryota, Metazoa, Chordata, Actinopteri, Salmoniformes, Salmonidae. Gene Ontology annotation, molecular function: phospholipid binding; clathrin binding.
AAGAAAUACUGUACACUGUCUUUGGUUCAAGGUUUGAUUUCGGUGACAGCGCUCCGCUCGCUCCGCUCUGUCGGGUUUUGAGAGCUUGGAAUACGGUUACUGAGGCGGACAGCCCCGCUGUAGAGAGCCAAGAUGAUGAACAUGUGGAAAGUCCGGGAAUUGGUUGAUAAAGCAACCAAUGUGGUGAUGAACUACUCGGAGGUGGAGACUAAGGUGAGGGAGGCCACCAACGAUGACCCCUGGGGACCUUCAGGACAGCAGAUGGCAGAGAUAUCCAGAUGUACGUUUAUGUAUGAGCAGUUUCCUGAGGUGAUAAACAUGCUUUGGAACAGGAUGCUCCGGGACAACAAGAAGAACUGGAGAAGGGUCUACAAGUCUCUGCUGUUGUUGUCCCACCUCAUCAGGAACGGUUCAGAGAGAGUUGUCACCAGCGCCAGAGAACACAUCUACGACCUACGAUCUCUAGAGAGCUACCACUUCGUAGAUGAGAACGGUAAGGACCAGGGAGUGAACGUGCGUCAGAAGGUGAAGGAGAUGGUGGAUCUAAUCCAGGAUGAUGAUCGACUGAGAGAGGAGAGGAAGAAGGCAAAGAAGAACAAAGACAAAUACAUCGGCGUGUCCUCUGACAGCAUUGGGGGAGGGUUCAGCAGAUACACGGGUGAUCGCUAUGACUCCAGCAGCUCUGGUGGUAAUGAGGGAAGCAGCAGAGGGAAGUGGGAUGAGGACUGGAAGAGAGACCAAGGCCAGUUCCCCUUCAGUGACAAACUGGGGGAGAUCAGUGAUAAGAUCGGCAGCACCAUCGAUGACACAAUCAACAAGUUCAGGAAGCAGAGCAGAGACGAUUCGCCAGACCGAUUCAGUGACAACGAGGAGGAGCGAAGUCGCCCGUCACGGAACGGCCAGUCUGGGAGGUCGGUGUUCAAAGACGAGGAGGAAACCGUGACGACCAAGAGUGUCCAGAUCGUUCAGGCAACAGAAACCACAGCAACCAGGAAGAGAGGCGGGAUUCCAUCCAAAACUGUGUCCCUUGGAGCCGCGGCCCACUACACAGGAGACAAGAGCCCUGAUACCUCUGCCAAACAGACUCCGUCUGCAGCAGCACCUCAGCCCUCCAGUAGUGGUCUGGCUGACCUAUUCAUGGUAGAUACAGGACCCAGCCAGCCUGCAGCAGCCACCGACCUGAUAGGAGGAUUUGCUGACUUUUCUUCUCCUGCUGCCUCUGUCGGCCUCUCCACAGUACCUGCCUCUAGUGGGAACAGUGAUUUUGGGGACUGGAAUGCUUUCCCUGACGGCCAGGCCCCCGUCCCCACCCCUUUCGCCCAGCCUCUGGCCCCUAGUAACACUGACCUGUUUGGGGCCCUGGCUCCCAGCUCUGCCCUGGCUCCCAGCUCUGCCCUGGCUCCCAGCUCUGCCCUGGCUCCCAGCUCUGCCCUGGCUCCCAGCUCUGCCCUGGCUCCCAGCUCUGCCCUGGCUCCCAGCUCUGCCCUGGCUCCCAGCUCUGCCCUGGCUCCAGCCUCAGCUGACCUGUUUGAUCUGAUGGGCCCGGUCCAGACUCAGUCUCUCUCUGCCUCUCAGAGCCUCACCUUCAAUAUGACCAGCACACAGAACGUGACCAGUACCAUGCCACAUUCCACAUCACUGCCCUUCCAGGUGAUGAGCGGUCCGUUGCAGCCGCAGCAGCAGCAGCAAGUCAUGCUGGGUACCCAGGGUUCCAUGGGGUCAGCGAUCCCCUCCACCUGGUCUGACUCCUCGGUCAACAUCAGUCUGGACUUCCUGGCACCCGGCGUGCAGCCUCCCAAACCCGCCCAACCCACCCUCAAAACCCUCCAAGGAGUCCAGCCCCUCCCACCUGUCAACAUGCUCUCGCAGGGAUUUGCCGGCAUGGGCCUCGCCCCCUCCCCCAUCAGAACCCCUACAACUCCCAUGAUGUACCCUGGUGCUGGGAUGGGCAUGGCCCCCAGCCAGGGCAUGAUGGGAAUGGCCCCCAGCCAGGGCAUGAUGGGAAUGGCCCCCAGCCAGGGCAUGAUGGGAAUGGGCAUGAACAUGGGUGCUAUGCCCCAGGCUAACAUGACCAUGGGGAUGAGGAUGCCAGCCAUGUCUAUGGGUUCUGGCCUGGUACAGCAGCAGCCCAAGCAAGGAGUGGACGCCUUCGCGGAUUUCGGCAACUUCAGGAAGUGAGGGAAGAUGUGCCGUGAAGGAAAGGGGUGUUUCUGUUUUUCUCUCCAACAGACUGUCCAUGAAGGAUUGUAAAGAGCUGCAAACAAAGAGUACUUGAAUGUUGUCAAAUAUCAAAUACUGACUGCCACCCCUCCACUUCCUGUUUCUUUCCUUCAAGUGAUAUAUAGAGACAUGAAUAUACACGAUUGUAUGCAUCUUUUAAUCAGUUGGAACUUGCAAUCAAGUACAUUUUAGAGUGUAUUCAGUCCAGUAAUGGUUGUGCUGUUCAGGUUUGAAUCGGAGAGAAGAACUGAGAGCAGAAACACGGUGCCAGAAUAACGCAGAUCAUUCACUUUAAAAUGUAUGUCAAAAAAAAGCAAUGAUUGCAAAGUUAAACAACCCAUACAACUCUGUGCACGAGGACGGCUUGUAAAAAUGGUUUGUUUAACUAAUCAAUAAUAGUUUUUUGUUUGUAUUGCUUUUUAAAGCACCAUUCUGUUACCAUGGAAUUGUCCAGGUGAAAUUUAAAGAGAAUGUCAGGGGGGGUUUGCUUUACUUAACCAAUUAAUUGUCCAGAGUAGCAAAAAUAUAGUUUUAUAUGAUAAUCCCACCCCAAUAACUCCCCAUCCACCUCUUUUUUAGAAUGUCCGGUUCUCUCGACCUGUCCCUUCCCUACAACUGUAAAUAUUACUGGUGCGACAGACAAAUAAAUUAUUGAGUACUUGAUUAUGAUAUGAUGAUGUCGUCGUGAAGAGGUGGGUGUCAAUUGGACGGAACCAGAUGUCAAUCAAGACGUUGCUAUUGCGCGCUACAUUGCCACGGAGCCGGUCUUUAAUACCUACUUUAUAUAACAGCGUUCCACACUCCAAAUGUGGAGUUUCUGUUCAAUAUUAGAUUUAACAAAUCAAUCAAUCAAUCGUUUGAUGGAUGGAUUUAAUAAGUGAAUGAAUGAGAUGAUUGAAAGUUGUUAAUUGAAGAAGCUGUGGUAAUGAUAACACAGAUCUCCUUUGUGGCCUUUCUUAUGGGUAUAUAUUUUUUAAAGAACUAUAAUCUUUUUUUCCUUGCAUCCAAAUAAGAUGAUCAGUAGAUGUAGGAACAACCUCCUGGUGGCCUGUGUUCUUUAAGUUCUGCACAUGGUGCCUGUGAGACAGAGGCCUUUUUCCUUCAUUAUACAGGAGACAGACGGAGAGACGAUACAACUAUAGUGUUCAUGAGAGUUACUGUUAGGAGUCUACAGCACAGUAUGUAUGUGUGGUUCUUACUGCUCCCUCUGUCCCCUGGGACCCUUGUGGAAUAGGGGGGGAAGAUGUCCCUAGAUGCUGAUCUUGGGUCAGUUUUGCGUUUUCCUCCAAUAGUGGUUUAGGUUAGGAUGGGGGGUGGGGAAGCUGAUCCUAGCUCUGUACUUGGGGGAAAAUUCACCCUGGAGUGGAUCUCUGAAGGAGAGGUUUGACAGUGCAGGUCUAGGAGAGGAUUUCUCUUGUUUGUUUUUCUGGGGGGGGGUCGUACAUCUUAUAUGGCACCCUAUACACUUUAUAGUGCACUACUCCCUACCAGAGCCCAUAGGACUUGGGUUAAAAGUAGUGCACUACUCCCUACCAGAGCCCAUAGGACUUGGGUUAAAAGUAGUGCACUACUCCCUACCAGAGCCCAUAGGACUUGGGUUAAAAGUAGUGCACUACUCCCUACCAGAGCCCAUAGGACUUGGGUUAAAAGUAGUGCACUAUAUAGGAAAUGGGUACAUGUGAUACAAGGUCAGUGAGUACCUCACAUGUAAACUAGACUCCUGUUUCAGAGCUAUGUCCUCUUCCAGGAGUUCGGGUCAAUUCCAUUUCAAUUCUGGAAGUACACUGAAAUUCCAGUUUUCUUCAAUGCUUUUCAUGAGGAAAAUGUUGAAUGUCGUUUUACUUUCUAAAUUGACUGAAAUGGAAUUGACCCCAACCCUGCACAGAUGAAAACACAGUAGCCUUCUGUCUGAGCUGAGGCUUCACCUGCUGGAAAUGACCAAAAUGUAGCAACUCUUGUUUGUUUUUCUAAGAGACGAUGUCCUUAGGGGGUUGUGUUUUAUUCUUUAGUUUAUUUUUUUCUACUUAUUACCAUUGUUCUGAGAUCUUCUGUAAUGUGGUAUUGUUACAUAAAAUAAAAACACUAGUUUAUGCAAAUGUAUAAAAAGAAAAAGCAACGCAUCACCAACGAAAAGAGCCUUGAGAAAAUGUUUUCGUUUGAUUGACCCAUGGUCCUUUUAUCUACGGCAUUAAAACAGUUGAUUACA